Messenger RNA from Ilex paraguariensis (yerba mate), 1601 nucleotides. Lineage: Eukaryota; Viridiplantae; Streptophyta; Magnoliopsida; Aquifoliales; Aquifoliaceae. The record is from the annotation of a GenBank genome assembly.
GAGAGAUAGAGAGAGAGAGAGAGAGAUGGGUUCCACUUCCACUUCCACUUCCACUCCCUUUCCAGCAGCUGAUAAGCCUCAUGCUGUAUGUAUUCCAUAUCCAGCUCAGGGCCACAUAAACCCAAUGCUCAAACUAGCAAAACUUCUCCACCACAGAGGUUUUCACAUAACUUUCGUCAACACAGAGUACAACCACCGACGCCUACUCAAGUCCAGGGGCCCCAACUCACUAGACGGCUUGCCGGACUUCAGCUUCGACACCAUCCCCGACAGCCUCCCUUUUUCCGACGCCGACGCUACCCAAGACAUCCCUUCUCUCUCUGAGUCCACCUCAAAAAACUGCUUAACCCACUUCUGCAAUCUCCUUUCAAAACUCAAUGACACAUCAUCUUCCGACGUCCCGCCGGUGAGCUGUAUCGUCUCCGAUGGUUGCAUGAGCUUCACCCUCAAAGCUGCUGAGAGGUUUGGUCUCCCCGAAGUUAUGUUCUGGACACCAAGCGCAUGUGGCGUCUUGGCAUACACACAAUAUCGCCACCUUGUUGAAAGAGGUUUUACACCCCUGAAAGAUAUGAGCUACGUCACAAAUGGGUAUUUAGAGACAAUUGUAGAUUGGGUCCCAGGAAUUAAAGAUAUUCGAUUGAGAGAUUUUCCGAGUUUCAUUAGAACCACAAACCCAGAUGACAUCAUGCUCAACUUCCUCAUCACAGAAGUUGCAGGCAUUACCAAAACCACUGCCAUCGUUUUGAACACCUUCGAUGCAUUGGAACAUGAUGUUUUGGAGGCUCUUUCAACCAUGCAUCCUCGGAUAUACACCAUUGGUCCUAUACACUUGAUGCUCGAACAGAUUCAAGACAACAGACUUAAAUCCAUCAGCUCAAAUCUGUGGAAAGAGGAUACAACUUGCAUCGAAUGGCUCAAUAACAAGCAACCCAACUCAGUACUGUACGUAAACUUUGGCAGUGUCACUGUAAUGACAGCUCAACAACUCACUGAGUUUGCAUGGGGGCUUGCUAACAGUAAGAAACCCUUCUUGUGGAUAAUAAGGCCUGAUAUUGUUGUCGGAGACUCGGCCAUGUUGCCACCGGAGUUUGUGAUGGAGACAGAAGAAAGAGGCAUGUUGGCAAGCUGGUGUCCACAGGAGCAAGUGUUGAAUCACCCCGCGAUUGGAGGGUUCUUAACGCACUGCGGAUGGAACUCCACAUUGGAAAGUGUUUGUGGUGGUGUGCCAGUAAUUUGUUGGCCAUUUUUUGCUGAGCAACCAACGAAUUGUAGAUACAGUUGCGUUGAAUGGGGAAUAGGCAUGGAGAUAGAUAAUGAUGUGAAGAGAGAUGAAGUUGAGGGGCUUGUAGGGGAGUUGAUGGAGGGACAGAAGGGUAAGGAAAUGAAGAGGAGGGCCAUGGACUGGAAAAACAAAGCAGAAGAGGCCACUCGACCUGGUGGGUCUUCUCACAUGAACUUGGAGAAAUUGUUCAGCGAGGUCCUCUUACCAAAGUAAUUAGUCGAAGGAAAAUGCAAUUUCAGACUUAAAAUUCAGACUUCGUGAUGAAUCACAAGUAAUGUAACUUAAUAUUUAUUGCAAUGAGACCUAUAGUUAAGUCAAU